AUGGCCGAGACCGUGGCGGAUCCGGCUCCAUACAUCUUCCAUCGCGACCGCAAGUCAAGUAUACGCCUAAAUUACCAGCACAUGCUUGUCAAGAAGCUUUUCAGCGACCAACUGCUUCACCGGGCCGUGCAGCAGAGCGUAGCCUCGCGCUCAUUUAUCAGGGUGGCUGACGUUGCUACCGGCACAGCACUCUGGCUGACGGAGCUGUCUGAUGCGUUGCCUGCCGACUCCCAGCUGCUCGGCUUUGACAUAUCCGCCGACCAGUAUCCGCCUGAGGAGUGGCUGCCCGAAAAUGUAUCUCUGCAUGAACAAGAUGCGUUCAAGCCGUUUGCACCGGAGCUUGUUGGGUCGUUUGACGUGGUGCACUUGCGCUUCGUUAUCACGCUGCUCAAUGCAGAGAAUAUCAGGCCGCUGCUUGACAAUUUGAAGACUCUUCUGAAACCGGGUGGUUUUCUUCAAUGGCUUGACUUUGACCCUCGCUCGGCCAAGGCCAUUGCCACACGCCCAGACAUGCACAUGCCGCGCACUGAAAGUGUCGUGUCAAUCAUGCGCAAGGCACAACCUGACGUUGACUCAUGGAUUUUACAAAACUCGGACUUGCUCGAGACUGCCGGCCUCCAUGCCAUCGCAUAUGAGCGCCUCCAGCUUCGCAACUAUCUGCGGCCAAUUUGGAACCACUGCCACAUCAUGGGCAUGGAGGAACUAUCUCGCCGGAUGAGUCGCGGGGAGGACAAGCCGCCGCCACUGCAGCAGCAGAUCAAGGACCUGGAGGCGGAGUUUGCGCAGGGUGCAAGUGUGGAUGCGGAGUGGUUCAUCAUGGUAGGGCAGAUGCCAGACAAGCAAGAAUAG
This is a messenger RNA of Trichoderma reesei QM6a, 849 nucleotides long. RefSeq lists its product as uncharacterized. The record is from RefSeq and is a predicted model, not a curated record. The transcript has 5 exons. The coding region runs from base 1 to 849 and encodes 282 amino acids. Lineage: Eukaryota; Fungi; Ascomycota; Sordariomycetes; Hypocreales; Hypocreaceae.